Molecule: messenger RNA, 1362 nt
Organism: Closterium sp. NIES-67
Lineage: Eukaryota; Viridiplantae; Streptophyta; Zygnematophyceae; Desmidiales; Closteriaceae
Source: the annotation of a GenBank genome assembly
CUCAUUUCGAGCGGGUCAGGCAAGAACAUAAGUAGCUUGCUCCACCUUUCACUACGUUCUAUCCGCCGUUCGCCGUCUCCUGUGCCGAUUCACCACCACUUCCCCAGUGUUGCUCAUAUUUCCUCCGCGGUUAAUACAUUUGCCAGCCGCGUCCGCCUCGGACGACUCCCCUUUUCCCCAAAUUGCACGCUACCGCACUGUUGCCAUGGCGGCGAUCCGGAGCUUGUCUCUCCACGCGCCCAUCUCCGCGCCAUCCACCGCUUCCGCGGGCUUGCGCGCGCGGAGCCAGCGCGCGGCGGUUUCCGCGUCUUUCAGCGGGCUGCGUAGACACUCCGCCUUGCGCUCGCCGUCGCAACAGCAGCAACAGCAGGGGGGGCGGUUCUCACCUGCGUUGCACGGCGCGAAGAGCAGGAGACCGGCCACUGUGCAAGCAAACUGGAACCAGGAGGUGGUCUUUGCCGACGCGCCUGUGAUUCAAUCGGAGAAGGUGGCGGAGCUGCUCUAUGCAGUCACACUCGAUAUCAGCGACCUUCCGGAGAUCAGGGACGGCUACACCAAGCCCGGCCAGUUCGUGCAGGUCAAGGUGGGCGACGCCAAGCCCGCGUUCCUCGCCAUUGCGUCGCCGCCCAGCGUCGCGCGCGACGAGGGGCGGCUCGAGUUCCUCAUCAAGGCGGCGGAGGGAUCCACGGCGGCGCAGAUCGCGGAGACCAAGGCGGGCGCGCGGGUCGCUGUGAGCGCGGUGAUGGGGAAGGGGUUCAACGCGGACGCCGUGUCUCCCCCGGGGGAGGUCCCCUCGGUGCUGCUCUUCGCCACGGGAUCGGGCAUCAGCCCCAUCCGCGCGCUGAUCGAGCACGGGUUUGACGCCUCUGCGCGCAAGGACGUGCGGCUCUUCUUCGGCGUCAGGAACGGCGCGUUCCUGCCAUACCAGGAGCGGUUUGCAGCAUGGGAGGCGUCGGGCGUGCAGGUAAUCCCCGUGUUCUCGGACCCCGAGGACGGCUGGACUGGCGCCACUGGCUUCGUGCAGUCGGCAUACAGUGCGGCAACGCCAGUGGCGGACGGCAGCAAGGCGGGGGCUGUGCUGUGCGGUCACAAGGGGAUGGCUCAGGACGUGACGGCACUGCUGACAGAGCAAAUGGUGCCCAAGGAACGAAUUCUACUCAACUUCUGAAACUUACGAAUUCUACUCAACUUCUACUGCUGACAGAGCAAAUGGUGCCCAAGGACGUUUUGAGGGGCCGUAUGAGGGUAGAAGGAUGCAACAGGGACAGGGUAGUAUCUUGCCCUGAAACCUAGGAUUCCUGUAAUAGACGGUGUAUAUGCGCUGUUACAAAUUUACCUCUUACGUCUUAUCACCAGCGUCCU